Molecule: messenger RNA, 2430 nt
Organism: Rhagoletis pomonella (apple maggot)
Lineage: Eukaryota; Metazoa; Arthropoda; Insecta; Diptera; Tephritidae
Gene: mre11
Product: double-strand break repair protein MRE11
Exons: 7
Coding region: 141-2183 (680 amino acids)
Biological process (GO): meiotic DNA double-strand break formation; mitotic intra-S DNA damage checkpoint signaling; mitochondrial double-strand break repair via homologous recombination
Cellular component (GO): Mre11 complex; nucleus
Molecular function (GO): 3'-5'-DNA exonuclease activity; manganese ion binding; DNA endonuclease activity
Source: RefSeq, a predicted model, not a curated record
UAGUGAAAUGCAUCUCUGUUUGUACGCGCAAAUUUUGCAAAUUUCGGAAAUUUCAUCGUCGGACGGAAAUUUGCGCUAAUUGGAGUUUUCUUUUUAAUUUGUUAACAAAAUUUUCAUUAAGGAAACAAAGAUCCAGUAAAAUGAGUGAAGAAGUAGAUACUGAAGAUGUGCUGCGCAUAAUGGUGGCUACGGAUAAUCAUCUGGGCUAUGCCGAGAAAAAUGCAGUGCGCGGUGAUGAUAGUUUCAUAGCUUUUGAGGAAGUACUCGAACUGGCUGUGCAGGAAGAUGUAGAUUUCAUUUUACUGGGGGGUGAUCUAUUUCAUGAUGCCGUACCCAGUCAGAACACGUUACACAACUGUAUGAAACUGCUCCGGCGCUACACGUUUGGCGAUAAACCAAUAAACAUUGAACUUCUUAGUGAUCAGGCUGUAAACUUUCACAAUGCAGUCAAUGAGACGGUCAACUACGAGGAUCCAAAUCUGAAUGUAGCCAUACCGGUAUUUUCCAUACAUGGCAAUCAUGAUGACCCCAGCGGUUUUGGUCGUCUUAGUUCACUUGAUUUGCUCUCCACCACGGGAUUGGUAAACUACUUUGGCCGCUGGACUGACCUCACUAAAGUAAAUAUCAAUCCAGUACUUUUACGUAAAGGUCAAACGCAACUGGCACUUUAUGGUUUAAGUCAUAUCCACGAUGCACGCUUGCGUCGACUUUUCGAGGACUUUAAAGUCAACAUGGAGUAUCCUAGUUCAGAAGAAGGUGAAUGGUUUCACUUAAUGGUGCUCCAUCAGAACCACGCUGACCGCGGUCCGAAAAGUAAUAUACCCGAGGAAAUGUUACCCGAUUUCUUGCACUUAAUUAUUUGGGGACACGAACACGAUUGCCAUAUUGAGCCACAGUUUAAUGCAAAACGCAACUUCUAUGUUAGCCAACCAGGAUCAUCUGUCGCGACUUCGCUGGCUGAGGGUGAGGCCCUUAAGAAACAUGUGGGCCUGUUGGAAAUACAUAAAACACGUUUUCAAAUGAAACCGAUGCCACUACAAACUGUACGUCCAUUUGUAUUCGAUUCGGUAGAUUUGUCGCAAAUAGCGGAAGAACUAAAAUUGGAUGAAGGUGAUGUAACAAACAAGGUAAUAGCCAUGGCAAAAGAGCGUGUUGAAGAUAUGAUCAUCCGCUCCAAGGAACAGUUAACAGGACAUCCGAAGCAACCGAAAUUGCCGUUGAUUCGUCUACGUAUCAUAUUCUCCAGUGAGGAGCAAAUGUUUAAUGCUAUUCGCUUUGGUCAGUCGUACAAUGAGCAGGUGGCCAAUCCUGCAGACAUGAUACUUUUUAAAAAAGUGUUAAAACGUGUUAAGGGAGAGUACAGCGAUGGAGACAAGGAGGCUUUAAGGGGUGCUUUAGAUGGAAUACAAAUUGAUUCAAGCAGCGAAAUGAAAAUUGAGAACUUUAUUGAGCGUUAUUUCCAAGAAAUACCCGCUAAGCGCCAGCUUAAAGUCCUUUCGCCAAAAAUAUUGUCGGAGAUUUGCAAUCGUCUUGUCGAAAAGGGUGAUGUAAACGCAGCUGAGGGCAUCAUAAAACACUGCAAAUAUGGCGCUUUAGAACACUUAAUGGAAUCUCUACCCGCCGACGAUGAAGUCGAGGAAUCGCUAGAAGCAUUUAAUAAAACGCUUUCACUAGAUGAUAUAAUAAAUCGCCUAGACAAUUUAAGCUCAAAGGUGAAAGCUAAUGUGAGCGACACGUCUUUAUCCUCCACAAGUAGCAAGAGUAGACAGUCCGCGAGAGGUACGAGUUCCUAUGUUAUCCCAGACGAUGAUGAAAAUGAUAGUGAUGUUGAGCCGCUCGCAAAAAAAGCUACCAAAAAGCAAGCCAAAACAGGAAACAACUUUUUCCUAGACGAUAACGAUGAUAGUGAUAACGAUGCGGGACCUGCGACUGCUAAGACAAUAAAUUCCACACGCGGAAAGAAAACGACUAAAGCUGAAACUGGCGCUAAAACAAUCGCUGGACGCGGGCGCGGUAGAGGACGUGGGCGAGGUGCUGCACCUCCUCCAACACGUACCACACGCCAAGCCUUGGAUGUAUCUGUUAACUCUACGCGAUCUACUCUAUUGGAGUCAUUGGCAAAUGCGCGCUCAAGACGUGGCGUUAAAAAUGCACCAGUUAUCGACAUUUCUGAUUCAGAGUGAUUUUCAUUAUUAAAUAUAUUUUUCCACUUUAUCGAUUAACUAUGUAUCUGCAAGCAAAACUAAUUGCUAAAUUCCAAUCGCUUUAUGCCACUGCCAUCUACAUAUGCACAUAAGUAUGUGGAUGGAUUUGAUUUAAUAUAAUCCGUUCUCUUUAUGACUGAAAUAAUCCUUAUAAAUAUUUUUACGCUGUUUAUGCCCUGUUAUGGGCAAAUCCUGAUUCAAAUAAUUUUCCCAGUUUUAUUUUUUA